UAAACUAAACAUAUAUCUUAUAAUAUUAAUUAAGUUAGAAACUGAUAGUUUUAUUAUAUUAGCUUAAAUCAAGUCUCAAAAGCAGUCUUCAAUAUUUGUUAAAAUAAUUUUUGGAGGGUAGCCCCGGACAUAGAAUUACUGAUGACCAAAUCGUUCUUUAGCCUUGCAUACGUCACAAUAGUAGUAAGCCAGCGAUGGAUCAAUAUCCACACACGCUUCGUGCGCCCAGUCUUUGCAUCUAUGACACUGGAUCCAAUCUUCCUCGAACGUUUCUCCACAAAUGAUGCAUUCUGUAUCGUGGUCUCUUUCUAGCUGAGUCAAACUUUGAAUAUUCUUCUUUGUUUUCAUUUUAUUAGUUGCCGCCUGGUCAAGCCAUGUAAUGGUCUGCGGAGGAGGCGGCGGGGCGCGGGACGCGGAGCAGCGGCGAGCGGACUCGCGGCUCGCGGACGGCAGACAUACACAGCAUAGUGGCAACCGCACACGCAUACGAGGUUUGUCCGGAAAGUUAGCCAGUAGUCUGCUAAAUUACUACCAACCGAUCAACGGACUUUGUACUGUAGCAUCUGUGCAGUGUCAGACACAUUAUCACAGAUUAGGUGAGAUCGAAGAAAUUGCUGACGAUCCUGACCAGAGGUAUCAGGAAAGGGACGCUUUCGAGAACCAGUAUUAUGCGGCUGUCGCGACGGCUAGGAGUCUGUGUAUACCGUCAUUUACAUCGACAAAUCACGAGAAAACCAAAUGGCAUCGGUCUUAUGGCGAGCUUAAGGAGGGCACCCUCGUCGUCAUCAAGGAGAAGACGUCACCUCCAUUAAUGUGGCUCAUGGGCCGCGUUAUCCGCAUAAUACCUGGAAGGGAUGGCAUCGCAAGGGUUGCCGACAUUCAGACCAAGAAGGGUGUCAUUCGGCGAGCAUACAACACCAUAUGCCCCUUGCCAGUGAAGAGUUUUGAACUUGACACUUCAACGCGGGGAGUAUAUGGUCAAGCCAUGUAAUGGUCUGCGGAGGAGGCGGCGGGGCGCGGGACGCGGAGCAGCGGCGAGCGGACUCGCGGCUCGCGGACGGCAGACAUACACAGCAUAGUGGCAACCGCACACGCAUAUAUUCGCACAAUAAAUUGUCGGGCUAAACUUGUAUUUUACAACAACAUUCCGCUCUUAUUCUCCCUGAACACCGCCUUUCUUUUAUUCGUUGUAGUUUUAUUGGUUGCAGCCUUGGUUGUGUUGGUCGCAGCCUUUUUCUCUACCAACGCAUUUUUGAAGGGCGAAGAUGUCAGAAUCUCACUUUUUUGUGUUUUUCGUGAACGCGCUGCAAGACG
Molecule: messenger RNA, 1314 nt
Organism: Galleria mellonella (greater wax moth)
Lineage: Eukaryota; Metazoa; Arthropoda; Insecta; Lepidoptera; Pyralidae
Exons: 4
Coding region: 380-991 (203 amino acids)
Source: RefSeq, a predicted model, not a curated record